Striga asiatica is the source of this 405-nucleotide messenger RNA. Lineage: Eukaryota; Viridiplantae; Streptophyta; Magnoliopsida; Lamiales; Orobanchaceae. The record is from the annotation of a GenBank genome assembly.
AUGAAAACAUUGCCGGCAACAGUGACAACAAAAACAGCAAGCGCGGCUAGAUUUAGCGGGAUCUCAUUGUCCUCCAUGGAUCCCAAGGACGGCAUGAAAUUGGCUAUUGCGGUGGACAUGAGGACGAGGCUACUGACCCGUGAAAGCUUGUCGUUGAUUCCGGGCAUACGAGUCGUGAGGUCGACGGGAAGCUUCAUGGCGAUAGCGAGGACUGUGAGGGAAAAGGCGUUGAGAGAGAAAUACUUACAUGGGACCCAGAGUUUCUUGUUUCGGAUGGCGCUCACGGCAUCAACUGCCAUGGCAAGUGAGCAGGCUGCGGAAGCUGCUGCGGUGAACAUGCCGAUCCAUGGAAUAGGGGACUCGAUUUUGUCUUGCAAGCCGUUGUUACUGUAUGAAAAGGGGUGA